Messenger RNA from Carica papaya (papaya), 2245 nucleotides. NCBI's taxonomy places the organism in Eukaryota, Viridiplantae, Streptophyta, Magnoliopsida, Brassicales, Caricaceae. The record is from RefSeq and is a predicted model, not a curated record.
CAAACUCCAAAAAACUUAAGAGGGGAGUUGAUAUUUUUAAUAAACCAACUUUCUUUUUUCUUCGUUGAUAAUUAUGUUGAUGUACGACCUUGUAAAGGCUUUUCCUUCAAUGGACGGCGAACAAUGAGGGCUAUUCUUCUCCGAUCAAAAUCCUAAGGUUUCCACUUUCCUCAGGUCCCUGGUAUUUUACGAGCUUAUAGAAGAUUACUUUAGUAUCAACACUUUUUGGCACCAGGGAAGUUUUUUUUUUUCCUUUUUUUUUUGGGUUCUUGAGGCAGCUCUGAACUAUCAAGUUAGGAAGAAUCUCUAGAAGUUGAAAUUGAGGAAAUAUACAUAUCUUUUAGCAAGAUGGUUUCAAUUAGUAAUGGAGAAGACUCAACCGUUGUUCAAGUAGAAUUACCAUCAAAAUCAACAGAUUGUUCAGAGGUCAAUGGCGGGUAUACUCUAAACAACUCAAUAAAGGGACUGCUAAUCAGUGAAAAUUCCAGAGUUAGUAGUCAGGACAAGCUAAGUUUAAUUCCCAGUAGAUUAAGACUAUCGGAGUUCAAUUCUACUGGCAGUUCAUUUUCCCCAUCAGCUACGUUGAGGAAAAUUGCAGAGGAAAAAGAGAAAAUAUCGCAGUGUGUACCUUCCACUAGCCAAGGUUUCAGAGAACGCUUCAAUGUGAAUAUUGUUCAAAAGGUUGACUGGGGUUCACUUUGGAAACUUUGGAAAGAAUGGAUUAAGAAUCCUUUGAAUAUGGCCCUUUUAUUGUGGAUAGCCUGUGUUGCUGUCUCUGGAGCAAUCCUGUUUCUUGUAAUGACAGGAAUGUUAAACAAUGUCUUACCAAGUAAGUCACAGAGGAAUAUAUGGUUUGAAGUCAAUAAUCAAAUCCUCAAUGCUCUCUUUACCCUCAUGUGCCUAUAUCAACACCCAAAACGAUUCCACCACCUUGUACUUCUUUGUAGGUGGAAGCCCAAGGACAUACUGACACUCAGAAAGAUAUACUGCAAGAAUGGCACUUACAAGCCUCAUGAAUGGGCUCAUUUGAUGGUAGUUAUUGUGUUGCUUCAUGUAAAUUGCAUUUCUCAAUAUGCCCUCUGUGGCCUUAAUUUGGGAUACAGAAGAUCGGAACGUCCUGCCAUAGGUGUUGCCAUCUGCCUCUCAGUUGCAAUCGGUGCUCCAGCAGUUGCAGGUGUGUACUCUAUUAUGAGUCCCCUUGGGAAGGAUUAUGAGUCUGAAGUUGAUCCCGAAGCACAGGAUCAGAUUCUUAUUGAUGGUAUGGUCUGCUCAAGCAACCGAAGGAAGUCAUUGGAGAGAAGAUUGUCAUUUGCAUCAAGUGAGCAGAGGAGAGUUGAGAAUGCACCAGUGUGGAAAGGGGGUUUAUUCGACUUUUGGGAAGACAUUGCCACGGCUUAUCUUUCUGUUUUCUGCAGCUUUUGUAUUUUUGGGUGGAACAUGGAAAGGCUGGGGUUUGGAAACAUGUAUGUUCAUAUUGCAACUUUUCUUCUCUUCUGCAUGGCUCCCUUUUGGAUAUUCAACUUGGCAGCAAUCAAUAUAGAUAAUGAAACAGUUAGAGAAGCUUUGGGAUUAACUGGUAUUUUGCUGUGUGUUUUUGGGUUACUUUAUGGUGGCUUUUGGAGGAUCCAGAUGAGGAAGAGAUUCAAGCUGCCACCAAAUAACCUUUGUGGAGGAAAUCCCGCUGUUGGUGAUUGUGCACAAUGGCUUUUCUGCUGUUGGUGCUCACUUGCUCAGGAAGUUCGGACUGCUAAUUUUUAUGACAUUGUUGAGGAUAAGUUUUGUAAGAAGCAAACAGAGGAAAUUGGCCAUUCCACAUUAUCCCCUUUACCUCGUGAAGGCGGAACAGCUCAUUUCAGAGCCAGUAUAGCAACUCCGCUUGGGAACAGCCCCUCCAAGAUUCCCAUGCCUGGGACCGAAAACCUUGUCAGAUUUUCAAAAGUUCAUUACAGUCCUGAUGAACUGCUCCCAAAGGUAGAGGAAGAGUUUACCAACAAUUUUAUGAACCCACCUCUUCCAUCGUCAAUACAAAGAGAAGAAAAUGCAAGCUAAAGGUAGAUAACAUUAUUUCUUUGUAUUUUAUCCUUUCUGCUGAUGAUGAAUCCUUUAUGAAAGAAUAUCAUGGAGUUUAUUUCCGUACUUUCUGUAUUCGUUCAAUUACAAAUUUAGUUUACCUCAAUCCCACGUCACCACAUAUUCAUUCAAGAUUUAUAAAGUUUACAGCUAGACAGGCUGAUUAUCCUGAGUA